UGUGCGGAGACUUCGGUUAGCUGCUUCUCUCCAGUGCAGAAGGGGUGCCAGCUGCUGGAUACCUCCGCCUUUCUCUCCUGCCUUCAUUGCUAGGUCUGCUGGGGUCGGGUCAAGUGGUGCUGCCCAACUUCUCAACAGGUAGAGGAGAAUCUGUAACAAGAUAGGAAAAGAAAGAGGAGACAAGUUUUCUUUCCCAGUCCAUGGAAAAAUAGCCUGUUGGAUUAUCAUCUGGAAACUGUGGGAAGUGCCAACAUGAGCAACGAGAGGCCAAUGAACCCCAGCUCAUCUACACUGAGCGAGGGCCUGAAGAGAAAGAGGGGGAGACCAAAGAAGCAACCACAGGAGGAGGCUGUGGGACCAUUGCCAGUGAAGAAACCACGAGGAAGGCCAAAAGGAAGCAAGAAAGUGACAACUGUAUCUGGACAAAUGGUAGAACCUUCUGCUGGGAAAAGGCCAAGAGGGAGGCCCCGCAAGUGGCCUCAACUAGCAGUCCAAGAAGGAGUGUCACAGGGAGAAAAUCCCCAGGGAAGCAGUGACUUGAAUUUGAACUCGGCGCCAGCCACACAAGGCAUCACUGGAAAAGAUGGUUCCAGGCCCGGCAAAACUACUGGCCUUAGGAGAUCUCUGAGUAACAUCCCUGCCACAGCUCAGUAGUAUGCCACCUGUUCAUGUCUUGCUGAAGCCAGAGGACUGGAAAGCAAACAGGAUUUUUCAUGUUAUACUUCAAAUUCUUUCUUUGUGAUAAUUUUGGCCAAGCUUUCUCUCUUGUUGUCUGCCGGUUUACCCCAAAUAUCCAAACAGGGACUUAGGGUAAGAAAUGGCAAAUGCCUUCUCAGAGAAAUGCUUUUCACAGUUUGUAGUAUAUCUUUUUUUAGGAAAGAUUAAUAUCCUCACAAUACUUGGAUGACAUUGUGCCUUGCCUUGCCCUGCCACGGUCAGCAACAGCAAUAGUUCAACAGAAAGGUAGUGUUGACUCAGUAAUGCAGAUACAGUAAAGGAAACCUAUUUACACAGCUAACUGCUGAACUUCUGUAUCACACUACCUCUGGUAGAUCGAUGUUAAGUUUUGCUCAGUUGUCCAUAGGGAUUGCAUCUGAAAGACAGUCUUCGAGUCCUUUCUUUACUAUAUCAGAAAGAAAAAACCUUCACGGCAUUUCCAGCUUACGUAAUGCUGUUGCUGUAAUAGUUGGUAACUUGAAUGCUUUAGAGGAAAGUUCACACCCUGAUGUCUUGGGGAUUGAUUCUGAAAUUUUUAUCCUAGCACUAUCAGCUCAGGGCCAUCUCCUGCAACUAGUUUUUGGCCUGGUGGCACUCCCCCUGGAUUUGAUAGCAACUCUGAGUGCACGAUGUUUACCAGCUUAGUCACAGCCACUGGAUUUCAUCACUUCAAAGGAGUGUCUGUAAAAAACCAGUUACACAAAGGUUGCUUCCUUGGAGAGCCUCAGGAUUCAAUUUAAAUUAGUUGUAUCUUCAGUCCAUAAUGUGCAUAUGUGGGGUCCUCUAGUGUUGCAGCUCUGCAAAUAAAAGCUUGCUGAUACAGUUUAGUUUUGGGAGACAGCAGCAACCGGUUGGUCUAAGACCGUCUGCUGGCUGUUCUCAGUCUCACUUUGUACGCAGAUUUGUGCUUUCUGCGUCAGAGCUGAUCUUGCUAAAUUCUGAGGAAUUGAGGGUAUUUUCAAUAUCCAGUUGCAAACAGUGAAAUCCCAGUGAUAUUUUCCAUCUUGUAGAUGCUCUGCCUGUCUAUUAAAGGGACAAUGUGGUUAUUUCAGUUAUUUUUGACAAGAAGUAAAAUUGGCUAUCUUUACAGUGUUAAAUAUUUAAACAGAUCAUAAUUGGCUUUAAAUUUAUGUCAGUGCAUAGCAGAAACCCAUGAAAUGGUAGUAUAUAUUGAAUUCAUUUGUUAUCCUUUCAUCAGAGGUCUGCUCCCUUAGCAGGUAUUUAUUUGACACACGAUAUUGUAUGCAGAAUUAAGAGGAAGGGCUGACUGGA
This is a messenger RNA of Athene cunicularia (burrowing owl), 1989 nucleotides long. RefSeq names its product high mobility group protein HMGI-C-like. The record is from RefSeq and is a predicted model, not a curated record. Gene Ontology annotation, cellular component: chromatin; nucleus. Gene Ontology annotation, biological process: regulation of DNA-templated transcription. The transcript has 6 exons. Gene Ontology annotation, molecular function: DNA binding; transcription coregulator activity. The coding region runs from base 253 to 654 and encodes 133 amino acids. NCBI's taxonomy places the organism in Eukaryota, Metazoa, Chordata, Aves, Strigiformes, Strigidae.